Messenger RNA from Cherax quadricarinatus, 637 nucleotides. RefSeq names its product UPAR/Ly6 domain-containing protein CG9338. The record is from RefSeq and is a predicted model, not a curated record. NCBI's taxonomy places the organism in Eukaryota, Metazoa, Arthropoda, Malacostraca, Decapoda, Parastacidae. Gene Ontology annotation, biological process: positive regulation of voltage-gated potassium channel activity; regulation of synaptic transmission, cholinergic; sleep.
UGCCCAGAGUAGUUCAGUUGUCGUCUGUCUCUUGCGUGAGGUGCACGUCUCUCAUCCUGAAUUUUGUGCUCCACCUUGGGCCGUACGCUAACUCAAAAUGAAGCUUUUCGCCACUUGUUUCACCCUACUUGCUCUUUCUGGCAUCGCUUAUGGCAUUCAGUGCUUCGUGUGCAAUUCUAAGAUAGACUCUGCCUGUGCUGAUGAAUUCCAGGAUGAUUCUCCUGCCUUAAUAGAAGCCUUCCUUCAGGAAUGUGAACUACCCGACAAUGAAACUCAGGCCUUUUGUCGUAAGGCUAAGAUGCACUUACCUGAUGGUGAAGUUCGUGUGAUGCGAGACUGUGGUUUCAAGAGGCGAGAGAUCUACGACUGCUAUCAGAAGCGUUCAGAAGAUUAUUUUGUCGAUGUAUGUCAGUGCGACGCUGACAGGUGCAAUGGUUCUCCAUCACUUACUUUCUCCCUGGCCCCUGUCUUGGCUCUAUCUCUUCCCUUGUUUGCUAGGUUCUUGUAAAUCAAGAGUAGGAAUGCUUUAAAGUUCAAAGUGUAGAUUCCUGGGUCUCUAGCAUGACGCUCUAAAACUGUCAAAUUCCAUUCCAUCUCUCAAACUGCCUGUAUCUUUUCUAUUGCAUAUAUAUGAAAU